CACACGUCUGCAUGGCGCCGCAUAAAAGGCGGAAAGCCUACCUGGAUCCUGGGUCCACUGCCACCAUACCGCGGGCCACAAAGUGGCAUCUUACAAGAUCUGCCGACGGUAGUUCACAAGCAACGCGUCGUCGGACAGCAAAUGAAAGCAAUCAGAGGCCUGCCAGCGCGCAUUCACCGCAACUGCGGUGCAGCAACGCUGACAAUGAAAGUUUACGGAAGCAUUGCGAAAGAAGUUACGACAACUUGGAGGUCACGGAUGAUAGUGAUCAUUAUUUCAGCGACUCGAGUGAAGGUAGUGAACGCGUGACAUCCCCGUGUGGCACAUCGUUGUUCGUCCAGGAAGACGAGGGUUCAAGCGGCAAUUAUGACCUGCCAAGUGAUUCUUUUAAUGUCGAGGAUCUCACACUUCCGUUCAUUGAAGGCGGGCGGCUGACUUGCGGUGAUGCAUAUAUGAUGCUUCUAGAUAUUGCCGUUAAAUUUGGCCUAUCAUGGACAGCAAUUGAGGAAAUUCAAAAGUUGGUCAACAACCUCAUUGAAAAAAAAGCGUUUCCUGAAAGCAGAUACCUUUUCAAAAAGGUUUGUGGUGUAGACAUGGACGAUGUCGUAUUUCAUUUUUACUGUUCACACUGCAGGUUGCACCUUGCAGACACGAAAGGUACCCUGGACGAGAGGAAACGUCUCCAAAUUGUGUGUGAUAUUUGUCAUACGCAAUACACGGGUAGUGGCCUUGUGCGUGAUGGCAGCUUUUUUAUCAGUCUCCCCAUUAAGAAGCAACUUACCUCUAUCCUAUCAAGCAAGACAGUUGGCUCUGCUGUAAUGAGCUCACUCACUCGGAAGCACCAACAAUGAGAGCGCGAUGAGCGACAUCACCGAUGGUAUACAUUACAAGGAGAUGCGUCAAAGAAUUGAUGGGACUGAUUUAACUUUGACCAUAAAUUCUGACGGAAGCCCCGUCUUCAACUCGUCCAAUUACAGCAUAUGGCCAGUGCAGCUUGCUUUGAAUGAGCUGCCGCCACGAUUGCGCUGGAACAACAUCAUGACACCAGUACUUUGGUAUGGCAAAGAGCACCCGGACAUGACUCUUGUACUCCAAGCCUUCGUGAGGCAGCUCCAGGAGCUGAACAAAACUGGACUGACAUGGACGUUUGCCAACGCCAUAGUAAAAUCAAAGGUGUUCUGCAUCUGUUGUUGUGCGGAUACCCCAGCCAGGGCUGCAAUGCAGCACAGGGUUCAGUUCAACGGCUACUAUGGAUGCAGCUGGUGCUACCACCCAGGGGUACUGUGAAAUACUGUGUCACCACGCCCUUUCCAGACCGAACAGAUGAAGAGGCACUUAAAGACAUGACAGACGCCUGCAACACUGGAGCCACUGUACAUGGGGUUAAGGGGCCAUCACCAUUAAUUAAUUUGCCAGGUUUUAGCCCUAUUUGGUCCUGGUGCCCAGACUAUAUGCACAGUGUCUUGCUGGGUGUUGCGCGACAGAUAACAGACCUGUGGUUUACAGCAACAGGCACUGACUAUUACUGUGGCAAGGCAUCGAAAAUGGCAAUCGUAGAUAAGAGAAUUCUGUCUUUAAAGUUGCCUGAGUGCAUUAACCGGCGGCCAAGAGCACUGCUGGCUCGGAAGUAUUGGAAAGCUUCUGAAUGGCAGUGUUGGCUCCUGUAUCACAGCAUGCCGUGCCUAGCAGAUGUGCUUGAAGGCAGAUAUCUACACCAUUGGAGCCUCUUGGUCUCAGGAGUCUUUCUCCUACUGAGAAACUCCGUUACAAAAGCAGAUGUUGACCAGAGCACUCGUCUGCUCACAGAAUUUGUUGUGAAUGUGCAAUUUCUUUAUGGUAAAAGUGCCAUGACUUACAAUGUUCAUCAAC
Dermacentor silvarum is the source of this 1869-nucleotide messenger RNA. RefSeq lists its product as uncharacterized. The transcript has 3 exons. Bases 859 to 1287 code for a protein of 142 amino acids. The record is from RefSeq and is a predicted model, not a curated record. Lineage: Eukaryota; Metazoa; Arthropoda; Arachnida; Ixodida; Ixodidae.